Lobosporangium transversale is the source of this 974-nucleotide messenger RNA. RefSeq lists its product as hypothetical. The coding region runs from base 29 to 946 and encodes 305 amino acids. Lineage: Eukaryota; Fungi; Mortierellomycota; Mortierellomycetes; Mortierellales; Mortierellaceae. The transcript has a single exon. The record is from RefSeq and is a predicted model, not a curated record.
AAAAAAAAAAAAAAAAAAAAAAAAAAAGAUGCAUCCAUCAUCCACUACGGUUGUAGUAAUGGCCCUAGUGGCAUUGAGUUGCAACAUUUUCAAAGUUGAAGCACAGGACUCAUCCUUAGCAGAUCGCUCUCCUCCUGCCAUGGGGCAACUAGUCAACAUCAUGUACUCGAGAUCCGAAACUGAAGAACUCGGAACAGUCGAUGCGCAGUUCAAUACCUGUUUCAGACUUGAGGGUGCCAAUAGAGCCCCAGCGGAUUAUGCCUAUCUGACAUUUGCACCCAAGAAUGCCACGAUCAAUUUUUAUACGGAUGGAAACUGUCAGGAUUUUACAUAUGGAUUGUAUGGAUACUAUAUUGGGAACCCAGGUCCGGCCAUGUCUUUCCGGUGGGUAGGAUGGACUGAAGAUGCUGUUGGCGUCUUGGUGGAGAAGGAACCCAUCCAUGGACAAGGAGAUGCAGCACACGGUGGGGGAGUACCAUCAACAGGAAAUACGCCCCACCCAGAUGGAAAUGACAACAAUAAUCACAGUAACAAUGGUGGAGGAGAGAAAUCAUAUCUUUCAACAUUCUUUGGAGCAAUCGUCGGCAGCUUGAUCACGUUGUUGGUAGGAGGAAUUAUUUUUUGGAGCACAGUACAGAAGGGAGUUGAUGAUAGCAAAUUCAAGAGAUUCAUACCAUCCCCUACUCGAUUUAAAAGAGCAAGUCCUGGGGGCAGAGGUGAAGAUAAUGUCGGUGAUCGUGAUGAUGAUAUUUUGUUGGCGACAAAGAACAGAGAUGAAAAUGCGUUUGAGCUCAUUGGGGAUGACGAUGAUGAAGAUGAAAGUGAGGCGGAUCACACGGGUAGUAGUAGUGAAGGAAGCACGUCCAGCCUCAGAAGACAGCAGCGGAAGCACUCGAAAGAGCCGAAAGAACAAAAUGGUCGAUACCAGAAUGAUGAACGGGUCUAGUUUUUACUGUAGAACAUGCAUUCAAAAA